Prosopis cineraria is the source of this 689-nucleotide messenger RNA. Its product is annotated as cytochrome b-c1 complex subunit 6-1, mitochondrial-like. Gene Ontology annotation, biological process: mitochondrial electron transport, ubiquinol to cytochrome c. The record is from RefSeq and is a predicted model, not a curated record. Lineage: Eukaryota; Viridiplantae; Streptophyta; Magnoliopsida; Fabales; Fabaceae. The transcript is spliced from 4 exons. Bases 159 to 368 code for a protein of 69 amino acids.
GUGGGUACCACAUUUAAAACCGGGUCGACAGGCGUUCAACCCGCUGACAUUUUCGUCCCUUGAUCCGAAACACAUGCUUGGCUGAACCAAAACAUUGCUGAAGGCAGGCAGUGCGACUAUCAUCUCACCAAGAUCUCUUCGCUGUGAUUCUAUUCGCGAUGGCUGACGAAGAACCUGUUGAUCAGAAGAGAUAUUACGAGGACUCUUGCAAGCCAAAGUGUGUGAAACCAUUAAUUGAAUAUCAGGCAUGCAUUAAAAGAAUCGAAGGUGAUGAUUCUGGGCACAAACACUGCACUGGGCAGUAUUUUGAUUAUUGGUCAUGUGUUGACAGAUGCGCUGCACCAAAGCUAUUCUCCAAACUGAAGUAAGAGGAGAGAUUUUGGUGGUAUAUGAUCAUUAUCCUCUCAUAUUUUUCAUUCCCGAAUAACUGCUUAUAGACACCUGAUUUUGAACUCAAACUAUACGCCUGUAUGGUUUUCAAUGCAGUUCCUACAAAAUUUUAAAAACAGUGUAACCUGGGAUCUUGAUUAAUAAAAUCCUGUCAAACUGUAUCUCGAGAGUUUAAAUUUGGGAUGUAAGAUCUAACAUUGAGGUUCUAGUACUGAUGAUUCUGACCUUUUGAGUAAGAGGGUUUGUUGUAAUAUGGAAGUUUUGAAUGGUGGGUUGAAGGGUGUGUUUUUGAGUUCCUA